AUGUCUCAAUCUCCAGACCUCACCUUUUCAACCUUUCCCGCGCCCAGCAAAUCGACCACCAGCACAAUCGCCAGCAUACCCACCCAGAUAACCGCCCUAAACUUCUCCGACAAACUCGUCCUCACAAUCUCUCAAUCCGGCCGCCUGAAUCACUGGCUCCACGUUCCCCUCUCCGGAGGUCGCCCUCUAGACAGCGGUUUCUUGAACCCAUCUUCUGAGACAGACGUCGAUGCGAGUCUGUUGCCUUUCGCGCAUUUGACUGCAACUACCGUCUUGGGAGGCACAAGAGGAGAAUUUGAGGUUUUGGGACAGACUUUGGCGACGACGCUUGCUACGGCGCUGUUGAUGAGGAAUCCUGAUGAGCAGAGGAUGCUUGUUGUGGGUCUGGGUUUGGAAAAGGCUGAUCAGGGAAGAGAGGCUUUUGAUGAGUUGAUUGGUGCUUGCUUGGAGUGUUUGUGA
Molecule: messenger RNA, 459 nt
Organism: Aureobasidium namibiae CBS 147.97
Lineage: Eukaryota; Fungi; Ascomycota; Dothideomycetes; Dothideales; Saccotheciaceae
Exons: 1
Coding region: 1-459 (152 amino acids)
Biological process (GO): proteasome assembly
Source: RefSeq, a predicted model, not a curated record